Drosophila ficusphila is the source of this 938-nucleotide messenger RNA. RefSeq lists its product as uncharacterized. The record is from RefSeq and is a predicted model, not a curated record. The transcript has 3 exons. NCBI's taxonomy places the organism in Eukaryota, Metazoa, Arthropoda, Insecta, Diptera, Drosophilidae. Bases 30 to 893 code for a protein of 287 amino acids.
AAACAAUCAAUCAGGUGGCUGGCUAUACAAUGAAAGCUAUCGUUUGUGUCUUUGUGGCCCUUUUGGCCUGCGCUGCGGCUUAUGAUGUUGAGCUCCUUAGCGAGGAGCAGUGGAACCAGCUGGUCGAGCGUAAUCCUGCCAAACCCGAUACUCAGGGCCUGAUUUUGAAUGGAUCGGCCAAGAAGGCCAUCCAGGGUUUGCUGUACCAAAUGCCAUGCGGCUGGCCAGAAUAUGGAAUCCCCCCAUUGGCGCCCUACACCAAUGCCGAUCUGCGCAUCCACUUGGCUGAAUCUGUUGUCGACUCCCUGUUGCAGUUCCUGCGUUUCCGCUUCGACGGCCUGGAGAAUAUGGAGAUCAAGAAGCUGAAGGUCAGCUACACCUUCAGCAAGAAGGUCAAGUUCCACUUCAACUUCAAGGAGCUGAAGGCCAGCGCCCACUUUUUGGACACCGACACCUUCGUGGAUCUGCUGAAGAAACUGGGUUUGUCGGUGCGCUACGAGAGUUCGGGACCUUUGAGCUUCAGCCUGGAGAACCUUUCGAUCCAGGGCGAGUUCAAGUACAAGAUGCCCUUCAUCUUUGGCUCCAUCAAGAUCUACAAGUUCAGCUGUGUCGUCGGUCUGGGCGGCGUGACCUCCAACAUUGGCGGAAUUAUGGGCAACGGAAGGAUCAAUGAGUUUAUCAAUGACAUGAUCGACAAGGAGGUUCCGGCCUUUAUCAAUGGUUACCAGACGGCCAUUAGCGACAAGAUCGAGGAGAUCUUUGUGCCGCUGGUCAAUUCGUAUCUCACGGGUCACAAGAUCUGGUAUCUGUUCAGCAUGCUGGGUGCCGUCACUGGGUCCUGCAACCCAACUCCCGCUCCCUGGUUGGCCGUGGAGUCCAGGAAGAUUGAGUAGAAAGCAGCACCAACAACAACAUCAAUAAAAAGCAAUCCAAGCGAG